Molecule: messenger RNA, 1989 nt
Organism: Plasmopara halstedii
Lineage: Eukaryota; Oomycota; Peronosporomycetes; Peronosporales; Peronosporaceae
Product: cmgc mapk protein kinase
Exons: 1
Coding region: 1-1989 (662 amino acids)
Biological process (GO): protein phosphorylation; intracellular signal transduction
Cellular component (GO): nucleus; cytoplasm
Molecular function (GO): MAP kinase activity; ATP binding
Source: RefSeq, a predicted model, not a curated record
AUGAGCUCGCAUGAUGGCGGCCGCCGCGAGUCUGACGAAAAAAAUGGUGAUGGCGUCUAUGUGACUAAAAAUCGGUCAAUUUUCUCCAUGUGGCUGCACGGGAAGGCGGUCCCGGCCCGUUCACACCCAGCUGUGGUUUUCCGCUCGGCUGAUGUGAUUCAAGAAGGUUAUCUGCUUAAACAAGGUCUACGACUCAAAAUGUGGACUCGUCGCUAUUUUAUAUUGCGACUUGAAGAGCGGCAUAUGACAUUGGGUUAUUAUACAAGUAAAGACACCUUAACUCUGUGUUCUGAGACGCCUAUCGGUCCGGGACAUUUAUUGGGACAUGUCAACACAACUCGGUACCCGCGUCGUCUAGAGUUACGCUGUGGUACGAAGGCCAUGAUUCUAGAAGCUGAAGACAAGAAAACUUAUGAAUCUUGGAAGAACGCACUACAAGAGGCAAUACGUUGGAAUCACGCCAUGGUGCCAUCAAAAGAUGGUAGUUUUGUUACGUACGGAAAACAAGCUUCUGAGGAUUUAAAGCAAGAAGAGCGUAGUCGUGCUGAGGCAGCAAAGAAACUACGGGAAAAGCAGCGAGCUGAUGAAGCUGCUGCAGUGGCCAAUGCGUCGUCCAAACCAAAAUAUUUACCGGCCACACGCGCUGGGACUCAGUGUUUUAUGACUUCAAAUACAAGAUUUGAGAUUCCGUCUUAUUUUGAAUAUGUCAAAACCAUCGGAUCAGGGGCCUAUGGAGUCGUCAUUUCGGCUACAGACACGAAAACAGGGACAACCGUGGCAAUAAAGAACAUCCAACGGGCUUUUGACGAUCUCACGGAUGCAAAACGCAUUGUACGCGAGAUAAAAUUAAUGCGGCAUUUGAAUCACAAGUGUGUGCUAGGUGUCGAAGAUAUUUUCGAACCCGUAGCAUUGUCCAAGUUUGAAGAUGUGUACAUUGUCUCUCAAUUGAUGGCAACGGAUUUGCACCGAGUCAUUUACUCGAGACACGCGCUUUCCGACGAACACAUUGCGUUCUUCAUGUAUCAGAUGCUAUGUGCAAUGAAAUAUGUGCAUUCGGCUAAUGUCAUACACCGAGAUCUAAAGCCGUCAAAUGUGCUUGUAAACGCCAAUUGCGAGCUGAAAAUCUGUGAUUUUGGACUUGCUCGAGGUGUUUUUCCGGAGGAAGAGCUUGAAUUAACGGAAUAUGUUGUCACAAGGUGGUACCGUGCACCGGAAAUCAUGUUAGGCUGUAUGAAGUACACGCGCGAAGUGGACGUGUGGUCUAUGGGGUGUAUUUUCGCUGAAAUGAUGUCUCGGAAACCUUUGUUCCCAGGACAAGACUACAUUGAUCAGCUACAUCUUAUUAUGAACGCAUUGGGUGCUCCAAACGACCAAGAGCUCUACUUUUUGAGCAAUGCACGUGCUCGUAAAUUUAUGAAUACAGAGUAUCAAAAGCGAGGGCCAAAUCCAACAAAGCCACUUGCACAUAUGUUUAGCGAUGUACCGCCUGCCGCACUGGAUUUACUGCAGAAAAUGUUGGUGAUUGAUCCAAAUCAUCGUAUCAGUGUGGAUGACGCGCUGGCGCAUCCAUACUUGUCUUCAAUUCGUAAUGUGGAGGACGAGACGACAGCAACGGCGAGCUUUGAUUUCGAUUUUGAGAAUGAAAAGCUAACGAAACCUGCACUUCAAAAAUUAAUCUGGGAUGAAAUGAGGAUUUUUCACCCAAACGUUGGUGAUGAUGAAGCUCCAAGAACAUCAGAUACAGACUCAAGUAGUUUUGCAACGACAGAGGCAUCGGUGACACCCGUGACACCCGCCACUGAUGAGCAUAAAAAAACGAAUUCUGUAGAGGCUGCAAAGCCGAUUACUGAGAAAUUGAAGCCUGAAGACAGUGCUGACAAACAAAGUACCAAUAGUGACAAUAUUGUUAGAACUUGUGCUGAUAGCGGCAAAUUGACAGACGCGCAGACGCGACAGGAAGCCGGCGAACCAGCUCGGGAGGUUGCUUAG